GGUCGUGGAUCACGGCCGAGAUUUAUACCGCACGGCGUUCUCUUCGUUAUCUCUGUCGCGUUGAAGCGAUAUCGGAUACCGGAGCUCACGCGCUCGACGCUCGUGUAUCGUGAAUUCAUGAUAGAACAAGCAACGCGAAUACGCGAUACACGACUGUACAACAACUGUAGACUAGUCAGACUACUAGAGUACUAGACUGCAGUUUUGCAGUAGUGCCUAGUGGCUAGUGCAGUAGUGCUGUCUGCUGCUCUCUGCAGUACGAAUAUUGCGUACGGUUUUCUAAUCGUACAAUAUUACAAUGUACAGCCUUUUUUUCGGAAUUCGACGAUUUGGUUCAUUUAAGAUUUAUCUUUAGUUGUGCUUAAAACGUUGUUUUAUUCUGUUGUCUAUGUUUCUCCUCAUUCUACAGCUGUUUUCUCGAAUAUUCGACGAUAGGAGAAUAUGUUUCUAUACCGAUGGCUAACUGACGAUGAUGACGUGCUCCGUUAACACGUCACGCAGCUGUUACAGCAACCAUCGGUAGCCGUUAUCCGUUGAACAAUUAUGGAUAUCUCGGUGAUUGCGAACGAUUCUUCGCCUUCAAAAACCACCGAAAAUAGCGAUCGUGUAGACAACAUUCAGGUUGUGGAUGAUGACGAGGAGGAAGAAGAGAGUUGCACCUCCGAUAUAAACCGACUGAAAGUACUUGGUGAAGAUCAACUAGAACUACCCAGUGAAGAUGAACAGAAAGUACUCGGCGAUGUCGUUCGACAGCAACGAGAUGAGCUGGACUACUAUCAGCGGCAAUUGGCUAUCAAUGAACAUAAAUACCUGACAGACGUCAGUGAUUUGCGAUCGCAGUUACAGUCUUCAAAGAAAAUGUAUGACACUGCUAAGAAUGAGAAGGAAGCAGCGUUCAUGCGCUAUGUGCUUAAAGAAAAAGAAAUUCUUGACUUAAACACAGAAAAAAAAAAACUGAUGGAUAGCCUAAAGGAAAAGGACAAGCAGAUUGCACGGUUGAAAGCCAAUUGUAAAGAUGUGGCCAGUUGUACUGCUGCAUUAGAAACAAAAAAUAAAGAAAUAAAGGAAUAUAAGGUUAUUAUUGACUUGCUUAAAGAAGACAAGUCGAAAAUGUCUAAAGACUUGGAAUUCUGGAAAAACAAGCAUGAACAUGAGUCAAAGUGUUCUCUCGAAACAGAAAGUAAAUUACUUCACGAAAUUCAAGAACUGCAAAAUAGAUUGGAAUCAUUGACCAAACAAAACGAAUCAUUUAAUGAAGAAAGUAAUUUAGAAAAGAUAAUAUUGAAUAGUAAAAUAUAUUUGGAUUCGAAGAAAUGUUCAAAGCAACAACUUGAAGAGAUGAACAAAUUAAAAAAUGUUAUCGAAGAGUUGAACAAUCAAUUAACUAAAUGCACCAGUACUGUUAACUCUUUGGAAAAUGAAAAUAUUGAUCUUAAAACGUAUAUGAAAAGCUGUGAAAUCAAAACUAAUGAAUUACUUAUGUUCACUGAAAGUUUGAGUUCUCGCAAUGCAUCACUGCAGUCAGAAUGUCUAAACUUACAAACAGCUUUGGACAAAUUACAAAGUGACUGUGAUGUAUUGAAACAAAAAAAUAAUGAUCUCAAGAUUGCUUUUAGAUCACAAGAGGAGAGUAUGGCAAAAGAAAAAGAGCUUUAUGAUUGCGACAAAAAAGAACUGGCUAGCCAUUUGGCGUAUAAAAUGCAGAUGAUUGCAGAUUUGAAAACCACACUGGAGCGCACCCAAGAUGAUUUGCACGUUUCCAAACGGAAGUUCAAAACUACUGUGUCCGAGCUGACUAAAGAGUUACAGAAAAAAAACAUUGUUGAUACCUCUGUUGAAAUGAAAAUGGUCUUAGAUAAAAUGGUCAAACUGCAGCAAGAAAAUGCAAGGAUAUGCGAAAAACUAGAUUUUGUUGAAGACCACAACAAGCAUUUGCUGUGUGAACUUAAGAAAAAAAGUAGUAUUAUGCAAAAACAUGGUAUACCUAGUAGCAAGAAUGGCCUAUUGUCCGGUCUGAGUGAACAGAAACCAGAACGUUACUGACAAUAUGUAUACUAUCAACAGUCAACUAUUUAAAACAUUAUCACUGUAUAUCUGCUCUAAUUUAUAGAUAUUCAUUAUUAUUUUUUAACUUUAAUACAAACCAAGUAUUUAAUCUAGUCCUAUUAUAUUAUUAUCGAUUAUUAUUAUUGUGAAUGUUGUUACUUUUUAUUACAUAAAUAAAAAAAAUAAUGUAUAAUUUAAAAUCAAAA
Messenger RNA from Aphis gossypii (cotton aphid), 2252 nucleotides. RefSeq names its product coiled-coil domain-containing protein 186-like. The coding region runs from base 544 to 2043 and encodes 499 amino acids. The record is from RefSeq and is a predicted model, not a curated record. The transcript has a single exon. Gene Ontology annotation, molecular function: small GTPase binding. Lineage: Eukaryota; Metazoa; Arthropoda; Insecta; Hemiptera; Aphididae. Gene Ontology annotation, cellular component: trans-Golgi network. Gene Ontology annotation, biological process: vesicle cytoskeletal trafficking.